Molecule: messenger RNA, 887 nt
Organism: Morchella sextelata
Lineage: Eukaryota; Fungi; Ascomycota; Pezizomycetes; Pezizales; Morchellaceae
Exons: 1
Source: RefSeq, a predicted model, not a curated record
UAAGAGAAGAGCGGGAGCAGAAAAAAAGGGAACAAUGGGAGCUGUUUGCGCAAUUCAAGCAGUCCGAUGAAGCAAGAAACCAACGGAUAGCCGAGAUGGAGGAACGACUACGACAACAUUUGUCGGUAGCACCCUCCAUGGUUAGUGGUCCCGUAGAUCCUACCGCACCCCAAACGGUCCCUGUUGGCAAUGGCAAGAACCCCGAAAAUGCUGGCCCCCAGACAUCAGGGAACGGCAAGCGACCGGUAGGAGCUGCUCCAGUAGGAGGGAAUGGUGGAAAUCAAGCUCCCCGGAACCUACCAAGAGGAAACCUUGCGGGAGACCCAGAACCUUCCGACGACGAUGACGACGAUAACAGUGAAUGGUCGCACGGUAGGAAGAACUGGAGAAUGAACCGAGGCGGGAACCGGAAUUCGGCGCCGCCUGAGGACGAGGAUAUGGUAGAUUCGCUCGCUAAAAUACCCUUCGAGUUCGAUAAUGCCAGAAAGCACAAUCUGCGGCAUUGGCUCAUGGAAUGCGAGAUCUACUUCGAACAGAAGCCAAAGAAGUUCCGGACAGAUAGGAACAAGGUAUUGUUCGCCGGAACAUAUACCUGUGGGUUGGCAAAAGAAUGGUUUAUGGAAUAUAUCGAGACCAAGAUGCUAGGUCCGGCAGCCGCGGACUACGCCACUUGGACUCGGUUCCGUCAGGAAAUCAGAAAACGCUUCCUAAGUACUCAGGAAGGUAUGGAGAAUGCGAUGAAGAUGCAGCAGUUCAAGUACUCUGCUAACAUCGGAGACUACCUGACAAGGAUGGAGAUCAUGAACCAGCAUGCUCAGAUGAAAGGGGCAUCCUACCGCGCCGCCUUGCUCCAAGGAUUACCAAAUGAAAUCCGAGAACGCCUGUAA